AUGGCGUCCAGCCGUGGCUGCCAUGGCUGCCUCGGCCCCCUGCUCUCCUCUCCUGGCCCUGCCGAGGAGCGGGCUCGGCGACACCAGGCUUCUCGCGGGCGGCCAGGCCGGACGCAGCAGGCUGGAGCCCACAGAGGCGGCGCCGAUCCCUCGAGACGGGGCCGGCCUCUGGCCAGGCCCGUGGCGCAGGCUGAGGCCCCCAGAAGUGGCACCGAGCUGGCGAAGCAGGGCCGGCCUGCAGCUGGGCCCGCGCCCAUGGCCGAUGUCCCUGGAGGCAGCGCCGAGCUGGCGACCAGGCCCGCGGCCGAGGCCGAGGUGCCCGAAGGCGGCACCGAGCCUGCGAAGCAGGGCUGGCCUGUGGCCGAGCCUGGGGCCGCGGCCGCGGUGGAGUCCGCAGCGCUCGCGAGCGCAGUGCAAGUUGGGGGGCACGGAGCCGUUGCACCCGAGGCUGAUGCUUCUGUGAUCGCGGCGCAGUGCGGCCGCGCCCACGCCACCGAGACGGGGUCUCUUCGGCAGUGUGGCCCCACGCCCGAGCGCGCUGUCUGGUCAGUCGGCCUGACGAAGCAGACGGGGCUGUGCGCUUCAGGCAGCCAGGUCGGCAUCGAGGUUUGCCCCUACCCGUCAAAGUUCUCGGGCUACGCGCUCAAGGUCGUUGCGAUCACUUCGGGGCUGGUGCAGAGGUGGAACGCUGAUCAGCCGGGCAAGAAGAUCCAGCUCGACGACCUCAUCACGGAGUGCAACGGCGUGAUGGGCGACCAUCAUGCCAUCGCACAGGCGAUCAAGAGGAACACGGACAUUAGGCUGACAAUCUCAAGGAGGUCCCGCUGGCAGGCUGACAACAGCGUCCUGCGGGACGACACCGAUGGGCUGUUCUUUCGCCCCACCCCGAGUGGCCUGGAGCAGAAAGAUGGGCUGUCCCAGGACGAUCUCGUGAUGUGGGGAAGCUGCGUGGACGGUGUCCCUAUGCCGGACGGACAGUGGCUGCAGGUGGAGGGGAAAGGCUACCUUCCCAUUGUUCUCAGAAAUAUACAGGUACUGCGGCUGCAGGAGUUCCUCGAAUUGUCGCUGCACCGUGCCCACGCUCAUGCCAAGCGCGGCGGCUGUACUCCUUGCAGAGGGCGGUCGUGCCGAGAAGCCUGGGCACGCCAACAGGUAUGGGCUGUCUGA
Molecule: messenger RNA, 1167 nt
Organism: Prorocentrum cordatum
Lineage: Eukaryota; Dinophyceae; Prorocentrales; Prorocentraceae
Source: the annotation of a GenBank genome assembly